CUUCAUUUUUUUUCAUUACCUUUUUUUUUUUUUUGAAGAAAUACAUCAUCGAUAUGGCUGGUCAUUACGUUAUUGCUGGAAAGAAAAUCCCUAACCAUAUUCUCUCCAUGGGAUUCAUUGGUGCUUAUGCUGGUGCCUAUGCUCUCUAUGCCUUGAAGCCUAAACCUGCUCAACCUGCUACUCCUCCUAUUCAAGCUAGCUCCUCUGACGAAGAAGCUUUCAUCAAGGAAUUCUUGGCUAAGGCUGAAGCUGAAGAAAGCAAGUAAAUAACCAACCAUUUAUUUUUUUUUUCAACCAUAUCGACACAUCGACUUCCCUCCAUCACCCUAUUAGAUACAACAAUGAAAAAAAGGACUAGAUAUGGAAUACACAAUACGAAAGCCAACAAAUCAUUAAAAUUUUUACUAUAGUUAUGUUUUGAUUUUUAUUCUUUUGUAUUUGGAAAACUAAAAUAAAGAAAUCCUUUUUUUUUUAAUGUA
Molecule: messenger RNA, 479 nt
Organism: Halteromyces radiatus
Lineage: Eukaryota; Fungi; Mucoromycota; Mucoromycetes; Mucorales; Cunninghamellaceae
Exons: 2
Coding region: 54-266 (70 amino acids)
Biological process (GO): proton motive force-driven ATP synthesis
Source: RefSeq, a predicted model, not a curated record